Messenger RNA from Magnolia sinica, 1108 nucleotides. RefSeq lists its product as uncharacterized. The transcript is spliced from 2 exons. The record is from RefSeq and is a predicted model, not a curated record. NCBI's taxonomy places the organism in Eukaryota, Viridiplantae, Streptophyta, Magnoliopsida, Magnoliales, Magnoliaceae. Bases 321 to 986 code for a protein of 221 amino acids. Gene Ontology annotation, biological process: intracellular protein transport; endoplasmic reticulum to Golgi vesicle-mediated transport. Gene Ontology annotation, cellular component: endoplasmic reticulum; endoplasmic reticulum membrane.
CAAGAAAACAAGUCGAUCGCCACCCCAGCAAAACCAACGUGAAAACAUCCUCAGCUGAUUUUCUCCUUUUCCUCUCAUCUCUCUCCUCUCCCUUCCUCCACCAUUCCUCAUAAUUCCACUCCCCUUUCUGUCCUCUCAAAAGGUAGAGAAUGGUCAAACCCCACCCCGGUGGGCCCCACACCUUUCCACCUCCCAUCCACCCUUAAAACCUCUCCCAUCCUUCAUCACCCCUACUUUUAAACUCUCUAACAAUUCUCUCCCUCCCCCCCCCCUCUCUCUCUCUCUUAGUCGUUGAAUCAGAUCAAGAAGAAGAAGAAGAGAUGAUUAAUCUGCUUUUCAGUCUCCUAUUCGCCGAAGCGGCCCUGAUCGUGCUCCUCUUAGUGAAGACCCCGCUUCGGAAAUUGGCGAUCAUGGGGUUGGAUCGGGUCAAGCGCGGGCGCGGGCCCGUGAUGGUGAAGACGAUCUCCGCCACGGUCUUCAUCGUGUUCGUUUCAACCGUCUACAGCAUUGUGAACAUACAGAAGCGAUCCAACGAAGCUGGCGCCGUCACCACCACGGAUGAGAUUCUCAUGGGCAGGCAUCUCCUAGAAGCGUCGCUGAUGGGUUACUGCUUGUUCCUUGCACUGGUAAUUGACCGGCUACAUCAUUAUAUGAGGGAAUUGCGUAUGACACGGAAAAGCAUGGAGGCUGCAAAGAAGCAGAACAGGGAUAAGAGCGAAAGUGGAAAAGGCGGGGGCUUGGAUGAGAAAGCAUUCGAGGAAGAAGUUUCCAGUCUGCGGGCAAAGGUUAAGCAGCUGGAAUCAGAAGCCGAGACAAGAGACAAAGAGGCGAAGACUGCAGAGGCUAAUGCCAUGGCUCUAAGGAAACAGUCUGAAGGUUUCCUCCUUGAAUACGACCGUUUGCUGGAGGACAACCAAAACCUUCGCAACCAGCUGCAGUCACUUGACCGGAGAUUGUCACACUCUGAUAGCAAGAAGAACACAUAAGGCUGCUUCACGCCACCUUCUUUUAUCUUUUUGUCUUUUUUUUUUUCCUUCUUUACUGGUAUUUUGUGCUGAUGAUUUUAUUUCGUACUUGGAGAAAUCUAAUCUGGCUUGUGUUUUGGCGA